CGGUCCCCUUGUCUGUUUGCAGGGCAGCGAGCCGCAGGCGGCGCAUGAGCCCUGCGCGAGCGGAGCGCUGAGUGCCGGGGCCAUGCUGCAGGAGGGGGAGGCCGAGGCCGAGCUGCAGCGCCUGGCCCGCGAGCUCCAGGAGGCCAAUGAGGAGAAGCUGCAGGCGGCCCGGUACGGCCUGGCCGUGCUGGAGGAGAGCGCGGCCCUCAAGCAGAGGUACGCCGAGCUGGAGGGCGAGCACGAGGCCCUGCGGCAGGAGCUGCAGCAGCUCAAGGAGGCGCUGGCCGAUUCGGUGAGCAGCCACAAGCGGGCGGCGGCGGACGGGGAGAGCCGGGAGGAGACGCUGCUGCGGGAGACGGCCAGCAGGGAGGCGGCGCUGGCCGAGAGGAUCGAGGAGCUGCAGGCCGAGCUGCGCCAGGCCAGGGUGACCCUCGCCAACGCCCAGGCCGAGGGGGACCGGCUGGCCGCCCUCUCUGCCCAGCUCAAGAAGGAGGGGGAGCGCCUGGAGGCGGAGAAGGCCCAGCUGCGCGACGAGCUGCGGGAGUACAAGGUCCGGGAGCUGCGCCAGCUGCAGGACAGCUCGGAGCUGGAGGAGGAGAACAUCUCCCUGCAGAAGCAGGUGUCCGUCCUGAAGGAGAACCAGGUGAGGAGCUGACCUCGCAGGGCCCUUGUGCUGCAAUUAC
Molecule: messenger RNA, 683 nt
Organism: Lepisosteus oculatus (spotted gar)
Lineage: Eukaryota; Metazoa; Chordata; Actinopteri; Semionotiformes; Lepisosteidae
Source: RefSeq, a predicted model, not a curated record